UGUGUUUCUCUCAGCUGGCGUCUCUCGGUUUGCUCGUGCGCACCGCGCGAGACGCACGCAGGACGGGGCGGAUUUACCGGAAUACGGUCGGAACGGCGUCGCAGGAUGAGCGUUUCUCCGCAGCAGCGCUGAAGGAGCGACGCAGCCCGGUUCUGCUGUGAAUCGGGUGUGCUGGUGUCCACUGGAAUACUGUAGCGAUGAUUAUCUGUCAAUCACAGCAGAGCCGGCCCCCCGCAGCAGUUCGUGACCAAUCAAAAGUGGACAAGAGGGCGGAGUCAGUUUGACUGACAGGCGAGAGACAUACACUCAAAUUCUGAGCCCUACCCCAUCUCUUCAGCUCAGCGAUGGUCACGUAGAAGCACAGACACAUUUCUGUUGCAUUCAUUUUACAUCCCAAUCAUGUAGAUACAACUUUAUCCAUCGGUUUUCCUUCCUUCAGCUGUUUGUUUGUAUUUGUUUGUGUGAUGCUCGGUGUGCUCCGCCUGCGCCGUCUCGUUCGCCAGGUGCCGCUACAGACCAGCUUCAUCUUCCUCUUCCUCCUGUGCGUCCUCAGCGUCUUCCUCUCUUCCUACUUCCUGUUUGUCGUCAAACGAGAGCUGGAACCGUCGCUCGCAGCAGGACAUGCGGUUGGUGACCUCUAUGUGACCCCGUCUCGGCCCCUCCCCUUCCUGUCUGGAGUGGGUGGGACACUGUCGUCUGAUGGCUCUCGGACGGAUCCGGUCGUGCUGGUGUUCGUGGAGAGUCCGUAUUCGCAGCUCGGACAGGAGAUCGUGGCCAUCCUGGAGUCGGCGAGGUUUCGCUACCGGACGGAAAUCUCUCCCGGAAAAGGAGACAUGCCCACAUUAAUGGACGGACAGCGGGGCCGCUUUGUGCUUAUUGUGUACGAAAACAUCCUGAAGUAUGUGAACAUGGACGCCUGGAACAGGGAGUUACUGGACAGAUACUGUAUCGAGUUUGGAGUGGGAAUGAUCAGCUUCUUUAAGGCGAAUGAGAACAGUCUGCUGAGUGCGCAGCUGAAAGGAUUCCCGCUGUUCCUGCACUCCAACCUGGGCCUGAUGGACUGUACCGUCAACCCCAAAUCCCCUCUGCUGCAUGUCACACGAGCACGACAGGUGUUUAACGGUCCUCUCCCCGGGGACGACUGGACCGUCUUCCAGUCCAAUCACUCCACCUAUGAGCCGGUUCUGCUGGCUAAAACCCGUUCGGCCGAGAGCACUGGACUCAUACACACGUCCGUGGUUCAGGAUCUCGGGCUUCAUGAUGGGAUCCAGAGGGUUUUGUUCGGACACAACCUCUCCUUCUGGCUUCACAAGCUGGUGUUUGUGGAUGCGCUGUCCUUCCUCACCACUAAGAGACUGUCUCUGUCCCUCGAGCGCUUCAUACUGGUGGACAUCGAUGAUAUAUUUGUGGGAAAGGAAGGGACCAGGAUGAAGGUGGCAGAUGUGAAGGCGUUGGUUGAAACUCAGAAUGAGCUGCGAAGGUCGAUUCCAGGUUUCACUUUUAACCUGGGCUUCUCAGGGAAGUUCUUCCACGCAGGCACUGAUGAGGAGGAUCGGGGUGAUGAUCUGCUGCUGUCGUAUGCUGAUGAGUUCUGGUGGUUUCCUCACAUGUGGAGUCACAUGCAGCCGCACGGCUUCCAUAACCAGAGUGUGUUAGCAGAGCAGAUGAUGCUGAACCGACGCUUCGCUGAGGAUCACUCCAUCCCGACUCACCUGGGUUACGCGGUGGCUCCUCAUCACUCCGGUGUGUAUCCCGUCCACAUCCAGCUGUACGAGGCCUGGAAGCGUGUGUGGGACAUCAGAGUGACCAGCACUGAGGAGUAUCCACACCUCAAACCCGCUCGAUUCAGACGUGGAUUCAUCCACCGUGGCAUCAGGGUUUUGCCCAGGCAGACGUGCGGUCUGUUCACACACACCAUCUUUCAUAAGGAGUACCCCGGCGGGCCGCAGGAGCUGGAGCGGAUCAUUGACGGAGGGGAGCUGUUCCUCACUGUCCUGCUCAAUCCCAUUAGCAUCUUCAUGACGCACCUGUCGAACUACGGGAACGACUGCCUGGGUUUGUUCACCUUCAAACGGCUGCUCAACUUCCUGCUCACCUGGACUCACCUGAAACUACAGACGCUUCCUCCGCUGCAGCUCGGCAACAAAUACUUCCAGCUGUUUCCGUCGGACGCCGAGCCGCUCUGGCAGGACCCCUGUGAGGAUAAAAGACACAAGGACAUUUGGUCGAAAGAGAAAACCUGCGACCGUUUCCCAAAACUGCUGCUCAUUGGCCCUCAGAAGACGGGAGCGACGGCUCUCUAUCUGUUUCUGGGGAUGCAUCCUGAUCUGAGCAGUAAUUACCCCAGUAAAGAGACGUUUGAGGAGAUUCAGUUCUUCAGCGGUCACAAUUAUCAGCGGGGCAUCGACUGGUAUAUGGAGUAUUUCCCCCUCCCGUCCAACAGCGGCUCUGAUUAUUAUUUUGAGAAAAGUGCCAGUUAUUUUGAUUCAGAUGUAGCUGCGGUCCGAGCCGCAGCGCUGCUGCCCAGAGCGAAAAUCAUCACGGUUCUGAGUGACCCUGUGGACAGAGCCUACGCCUGGUACCAGCAUCAGAGAGCACUGCAGCAGGACGGAGGAGUAGAGGGGUCCUGGCCUCAGCAAAUGAUUGGGACAUGCGGGCAGACCUGA
Messenger RNA from Sinocyclocheilus anshuiensis, 2666 nucleotides. RefSeq names its product bifunctional heparan sulfate N-deacetylase/N-sulfotransferase 1-like. Gene Ontology annotation, molecular function: hydrolase activity; heparan sulfate N-sulfotransferase activity; deacetylase activity. The transcript has 14 exons. The coding region runs from base 465 to 2666 and encodes 733 amino acids. The record is from RefSeq and is a predicted model, not a curated record. Lineage: Eukaryota; Metazoa; Chordata; Actinopteri; Cypriniformes; Cyprinidae. Gene Ontology annotation, cellular component: Golgi apparatus.